AUGGGUAAUGUGUACGCACAGUUCAAAGCGGAGACCGAGUCUGUCGGUGACCGCAGCCGGCCGAAAGAAGUGAGAAGGACGAGCAGUGAGCAACAGCUGUUCGCGUGUUCUGUGGUCGUCCUGCUGUUCGCCGCGUUGGUCGUGACUGCCGCCCUGGUGACCGGCCACUGGUCGACCAGUCGUGUGCACGUUUGCCACACGACCGACUGCCAGCGGCACGCGACUGAACUGACCCGUCGCCUGGUGGGCGCCGCCAGUCCUUGCGACGACUGGUCACGCUUCGUGUGCUCGGCAUGGCAAAAUGAGCACCCGGGUGCCGACAGUGCGCUGGAGGACGCCGCCAUGCACUGGUCGAGCCGCAUGGCAAACGUGGUGCCCGAGCAGGUAUAUUACCCACCGGAAGCCAGGAAAGCCGUGCACGCCAUCGUCACCUGCCUGGACAGGUCCCGAGAGAACGAGUUAGAAAGCACGAAGACACUGCUGGAGUUCCUCGAGAGACACUUUUGGGAGGCAAGGGCAACGUCCGACCGCCGCACCGGUAGCGACGAGUCCCACCCUACUGUGGCUAGUCUGGUGGCGGAAGUCGUUGACUACGCCGUCAACUGGAUGCUACCGCUACUUUUCAACGUGGCCCUGUUGGCCACCCAAGGCCCGCCAACCGGAAGGGUGAUCGUCCUGUUUCCCUCCGAGCUGGUCCCAGUAUGGUUCAAGGUCGUCACCGAGCAGCGGCAACACGGCACGUACGACUCCACUUGGCAGUACAUAUCCCUGGUCACCAGAGGACUGACUCCGCACUUCGACCUAGACAAUGGCGCGGACAUAGCGGAGGACGUGCUAUCCUCCUUGCGCAAAGUCACUGAAUUUGAACCUGAAGCUUCCGCGGUAGUUACCGUUGGCAAGCUGGGUGAGAUUCUGGGCCUUCCGCCAGGAAAGAACUUAGUGCAAGCUUUCCGUCAAACCUUCGUGGUUAGCCCCGAGAUAGAUGAGAACGACGUGGUUUUCGUGACUCGCCGUAGGCUCCUGGUUACUCUCACAGCCCUUGUGGACUCGCACGGUGCCGACGCUCUGACCGCAUUCGUGCGAUGGUGGGUGUUGGUCAUCGUAGGAUUUCUUGCAGACACCAAUUCCACAAGAGAGCGCGCCAGCGACAGAGACAUCAACGAGAUAAUGACCCUCGUGUGCACGACUGAAGUGGAAGCCACGUACGGCCUCGCACUCAACAGGGCCGACAAAGAGAACUUCGAAGAAGACGAGCUCGACGGCUUACGGAAGGCGCUGGAAAAUAUCAGGAAUACUCUUGUACAAGGCAUUAGCCGCCUUGUCUACCUCGAAGACAGUGCCAAGCAAAUCAUCACAGCGCAUCUUAAGAGCCUCAAGACAGAACUCUGGGGUGACGUUGACAAAUUAAGAGACGGCAACGAGUCACUCCCCGCGUUCGCCGACUUUCCUGUCGCUGAUGGACCGUUCAUGAGGUACUGGGUGUCAAUACGCGAGUAUGCGCGCUCUCUGAACCGUGCGCAAAGAUACCGGCUUCCGUACGUGCAGCGGAGGACAACGCCUAGCACUUUGGUUUACUAUGAGCCCAUCUCGAAGACGGUCGUCUUAAACCACGCGGCGUUAACCUCUCCGUACUACUAUCCUGGGGGAUCGAAGGCGAUGUUUUAUGGGGGCAUCGGCUUCUGGUAUGCGAAGGCUCUUGUGCAAGCACUAGACUAUGAAUCCGAAGGCAUCUUCACUCCGGAAGACGAAAAUACGGCACUGCGACCAUCGCCCAUUUACAAGGGAAAAGGCGUCUUGAGACGAUGUUCUGACGGAUUUUUCUACAGAGACGAGUUUCCCGACAUGGCCGCGAUGGAAGGGUGA
This is a messenger RNA of Dermacentor silvarum, 1863 nucleotides long. RefSeq names its product endothelin-converting enzyme 1. Gene Ontology annotation, molecular function: metalloendopeptidase activity. The record is from RefSeq and is a predicted model, not a curated record. Gene Ontology annotation, cellular component: plasma membrane. The transcript is spliced from 4 exons. Gene Ontology annotation, biological process: protein processing. Bases 1 to 1863 code for a protein of 620 amino acids. Lineage: Eukaryota; Metazoa; Arthropoda; Arachnida; Ixodida; Ixodidae.